Molecule: messenger RNA, 1574 nt
Organism: Oncorhynchus masou masou (cherry salmon)
Lineage: Eukaryota; Metazoa; Chordata; Actinopteri; Salmoniformes; Salmonidae
Gene: uxt
Product: ubiquitously-expressed, prefoldin-like chaperone
Exons: 7
Coding region: 169-639 (156 amino acids)
Biological process (GO): negative regulation of transcription by RNA polymerase II
Molecular function (GO): transcription corepressor activity
Source: RefSeq, a predicted model, not a curated record
CAAAAAUCCGUGACCCCGGAAGUACUUAGUUAUUCAUGCCUGCUAGCUUGACAGUGGUUACAUAAGAUAGCUGCAGUUUUUUGUGUGCUGUGGAGCAGGGAUUCAGAAUCAUUGCCUCGUUUUUGAACACGAAUGACCAUCAACAACUGAUUGAUUUCACGACUCAUAAUGGCUCAUGCUGGAAAACCCAGCAUUGACAAAAAGGUCUUGCAGUAUGAAACCUUUAUUAGCGAUGUGUUGAAACGAGAUUUGGAGAGGGUAUUGGAGCAAAGAGAUGGAGUGUAUGAAAAAAUUGCACAAUAUCUACAACUGAAAAAUACCAUUGAAAGCCUAAAGGAAUCUGAGACGAGGGGACUCAAAACAGAGAUAGAUCUUGGCUGUAAUUUCUACGUCCAAGCACAUGUGGAGGACUCGUCAAAAAUCUUUGUUGCUGUUGGAUAUGGCUUUUUUGUCGAGUUAACGCACUCGGAAGCUCUGAAGUUCAUUGAGAAAAAGACAAAUCAGCUUACAGUACAUACCGAAGUGUUGACCAAAGACGCAGCUAAAAUCAAAGCCAACAUUCGCAUGGUGUUGGAGGGAUUAAGAGAGCUUCAAAGUCUUACGGAUCUUCCGGAGAAAAGGAUGAGAGACGCUCUUUAGCUGCAGUAGUGCUUCUGUUCAGACCUUUAGAUAUCAGUUUUCUAUCACAUUCAUAAUAGUGAUAAGACUGUAUUAUUUCCAUUGCUCUUUGGUUUAUCUGAAGUAAUAUAAAUGGUGUGUAAAACAAACCUUUGAUACAAACUUGGCAUCUGAACAGGUUGUACUGUUUAGAAGUUGCUUUAAAACUGUAAUUCUGCAUAAAAUAAAAUGGGAAAACAAGUUUUAAAAUCUGUUAAACAGUUUUAGAGACUUGCUUUAUGUUUGAUGCAUUUUUUUCUGCAUUGUAUUACUAGAUCAAGCAAACCUUAUGUUGACAAACUAUAUUCCUACAACUCUUUCCAAUAAUAUCUCAAAUUAAUUCACAUUUUUGGUAUCCUGACCUCUCAUUUCAAUGCCUGAAGUCAUCAUCAAUAACACAAUUAAAGAUUGAAGAAAAUUAAGCUUGCAAACGCGGAUGAACAUGCAUGCCUGAUCUUAGUAUGGUAUCUCGCAUAAAUGUCACCUCUUCAAAGCCACCAGCACUUUCAUCUUCGAACAGCAUGGUGAAGUGCUGUUGUGAAGGGAACGUUCAGAGUACUCUAUAUUAGUUUCUCAUGCUGAGAUACUGGAUAAUACUUCAAGUAUCAGAGACAUUGGUCUCUUGACUUAUAUGGCAACAGGAACCAAAUCCACAGGAACCAUAUCCACUUUUUCACUUAAUUUAUUUUUGUAAUGAUGUAUUUUUAAACUUUCACUUAUUAAAUUAUGACAUUUGAAGCCACUUCACCAUCGCUUUACAAAACCACUCAUUUAAUUCGGGCCCUUUGGACAAGUUACCAUGUACUCACAUUAAUACAUCUUUUUAUUCCAAUCAUAUACCUGUAAGGCUUUUGUGACCAUAGAAUUAGGGAUACUCAUUAAUUGUAUUUUUUUUUUAAUAAAGUCAUUUCAUAGGA